Messenger RNA from Xiphophorus couchianus (Monterrey platyfish), 3390 nucleotides. Its product is annotated as transmembrane protein 121. The transcript has a single exon. The record is from RefSeq and is a predicted model, not a curated record. Lineage: Eukaryota; Metazoa; Chordata; Actinopteri; Cyprinodontiformes; Poeciliidae. The coding region runs from base 1853 to 2803 and encodes 316 amino acids.
GUCCUGAUUCACUGCUCUGCUGGUGGAUCAAUAGAAAGGCUCUCUGUCAGGAGGAGCCGUUGCCUCCCCCCUUCACCUCACUAACUCUCCCCACCAACAGUCACAGCCUUCUGGGAAGCUGGAUUUCUACAUCCCGUCGUCCUGAAGAGGAUUUCCUCUGUCCAAUGGCUCACUCUAAAUCUCUGCACCUUCCGAGUCAAGAAAAAGAGAGAGAAAAAAAAUGCAUGUUGAGGUAACAAGCUUCUUAAAGAGUGAGGAAAGCACCACUUCAUCUGGGAACUAAAAAAUGAGAUUGCCGGAGAAAAUAGAAUGUCAGCGAUAAGCAUAAUGUGACAAAAAAGAAGAGGAGGAAAAGGGGUGAGAGAGGGAGAAGUUGUGCAUUCAGCUAACCCCCCUCCUCAGUCCGCCUCUUUCCACCCUCUGGAAAAGUCUCUCCCUCUCUCUCUCUCUACCUCUUUUCUCUCCGUCUCUCUGCAGCUGUGCUCUGCCGAGCAUCACCUCCACACAGCAAGUGCCUUUACUUCAGCAGAAGAGGGAGAAAGAAGAGGAAGGUGGCUGCGAGCUCCAGAGCACAAGAAACCUCAGGAGUGCGUCUGCAAGCGGCAGAGGAGUGCUUCUCUCUACUCUUCAUACAAAAGGGCUAAGGAGCACACAGAGACAGGGAAGAGGCGACUGCGUUGGAGUAACGCUGUGCCGGUGGUGCCGACUGGGGACAGGGUAAUCCACUGACACUGUUGAUCCUGGUGGCUCUGGCAAAAAGCUUCCAGAAGGAGACAGAGAAGCGGAAAAGCAGACAGGAUCUUGCCAAGGGGGCAGCAUUUUACUUCGGAAAACGAAGCGUGGCGACAGCAGAAACGCACACAGAGAGACACACUCACAAACACCAGAGUGGAAAAAGGACAGCCAGACACCCACCGCAUUUAAAAAUCCACUACAACCCUUCAGUUUCUUCUGACUUAACCAAGAAAAUAGGAAAAUGUCUCAUGUUGUUGCCUGUGGAUGACGGAUAUUAACUUCUUGGGAGAAAUUUGUCUUCUAAAGUAAGAUUUUUUUCAAACUUUGCUACUUUUUUUAUUUUUUGGAGUUGGGCCUGUAAACCGUCUGAGCACAUCACAGAUUUCUUCUUAGUUACAGAAAUGGAGAGUUGUCUUGGGGACCGUUGAGAUGCCUCCUCCUGAUUCAGAGUAGAAAGUGGAUUAUGACGGCAGUAUUUUGAGAUUUCUUCUUUGCACCAUAAUAAAAAAAAUCCAUCUACGUCUGCUGGAUUUAUGUCUGAGAGAAGGAGAAGAUCUCAGGCAUUUUCUCUUCUCCUGUGGAUUACCUACGGGUUUUCUCUCAUGGAUGAUUGCUUGCUGCCGUUUAUUAAAAAAAAGUAUGAAAAGGGACAAGUGAGUAUUGGGCUAGAUUUUUUCCCUCUAAAUCUUAAGCUUGAGUCCAAAUAAUGGAUGGCUCUAGUGAAAGCACAAUGAUGCAGCUUUUGUCUAAUCUAAUAACACAAAUUGAAACCCACUGAUUGAACAGUUAUGUUUAACAAAUGAUGAUUAAGGUGUAAAAGGUAUGCACAUCUUGACAUCUAUUAAUUCAUUUGACAAGUUGUCCUGGAUGUUUACACACCAUUUGCCAAUGAGCAUCAUUUACUAAAUGAGGGGUGCUGUCUACCCGGCAGGUGGCUUGGGCACAAACGGAGAUUGAUUGAAGUGAUCUCUGGGAAUCCAAUUAAUGUAUCCUGGAUUCUUUCCAAGACAGAAGCAAUGGAGGGGAAAACCACCAUCUAGUUUAAACUGAGAAACCUCUGCACUCCCCAGUCAGCAACUCUCCUCCUCCUUUCCCACCACCUUCAACCCAGGCAAGGAUGGUACCCCCACCCCCCACCAACAAGCCCCACGUUUGCCUUUCCACCAUUCUUAUCAUGAGCAGCAUGGCAUUAAUUGAUGCCUACCUGGUGGAGCAGAACCACGGACCCCGCAAGAUUGGCAUCUGCAUCAUGGUGAUGGUGGGGGACAUCUGUUUUUUGAUUGUGCUCCGAUACGUAGCAGUGUGGGUGGGCGCUGAGGUGCGGACUGCCAAACGAGGCUAUGCCAUGAUCCUCUGGUUCCUCUAUAUCUUUGUGCUCGAGAUCAAAGUCUACUUUGUGUAUCAGAACUACAAAGCAGACAGGAAGAGCUUGGACGCUCUCGCGAGGAAAGCCUUGACGUUGCUGCUGUCCAUUUGCAUUCCAGUGCUGUUCAUUGUGCUGGUGGCCAUCGACCACAUGGAGUACGUCAGGGCUUUCAAGAAACGGGAGGAGAUUCGCAAUCGCCUCUUCUGGGUAGUGGUGGACUUGCUGGACAUACUGGACAUCCAAGCUAACCUAUGGGAGCCUCAGAAGAAAGGGCUUCCUCUGUGGGCAGAAGGCCUCAUGUUCUUCUACUGCUACAUUCUGCUCCUUGUGCUGCCCUGUGUGUCUUUGAGCGAAAUCAGCAUGCAGGGCAUAAAUAUUGUCCCCCACAAGAUGCUACUGUACCCCAUCCUCAGCCUGGUGACCAUUAACAUUAUCACACUCUUUAUCCGCGGAGGGAACAUGUUUCUGUACAGGGACGCAAGAGUAUCCGGGAUCCUAAUCGGAAAGAACAUAUUGGCCAUCAUCCUAAAGACCUGCAGCUUUGUGCAGUACAGAAGACAGUUGCAGAACGCUCCUCCUGCCUUUGGAGUGGAGUUGCAGAAAAACUCAGUAGCACAAGCUCGUCCUGCGCCCACUCCACCUCAAGUGGUCAUGCAGGACCAAACGCCUCUACCCGAAGUGACAACCUGUGAACACACAUGACAUAAUGUAGGGGGUGAACCCUACGAAAUGUCAAUAUGAGUAAAUGGGACUCUCAGGAUGCUGGCAGGGAGCAGUGUUCCACACCUUUUAGGUCGUGUGAACAUGCAUGUGUACACACGGGAGAUCAUGAUCCCUGAUGCUUAAUGGCACACAGGACACUGCAGACACUUAGUGCAGAUAGAGCAGUGCUGUCACAGCUGCAUUACUGAUGACUCAAAGCAUUUCCCAUGGUGAAUUUAAUUACCUGUGUAUUUUUUCUAUAUGUACAAAGAAAAAGAAAAUCUACUGCAAAAAAAUAGAGAGUAUAUUUUUGAAUUGUGUGUUGCAUUCCAAUCGAAAACCUAAGGGUCUGUGUGCUGUGGCGUGUAUUUCUGUUUCUCAGUUGUUUCUUAGUAGUCGAGGGCUUUACCUUGUCAAAGUGAGACGAGACCCAAUGAGAAAAUCAAAGUAAUGAGGGUAAAAAGCAGUGGUGAAAGAAGUGCGUUUUUAUAUGUGACUCUUUGAUCAAAUACUGUGUAAAAGAUAAAGGCUUUCCUGCUUUCUCACUGGCUGUAAGAGGGUUUUGUCAUAAAAUCAUUUUAAAAUUA